This is a messenger RNA of Corythoichthys intestinalis (scribbled pipefish), 3947 nucleotides long. It is a transcript of the gene phtf1, whose product is annotated as putative homeodomain transcription factor 1. Gene Ontology annotation, cellular component: endoplasmic reticulum. The record is from RefSeq and is a predicted model, not a curated record. The transcript has 16 exons. Bases 1168 to 3207 code for a protein of 679 amino acids. NCBI's taxonomy places the organism in Eukaryota, Metazoa, Chordata, Actinopteri, Syngnathiformes, Syngnathidae.
AUUGCCUGUGAAGACAGCAAUGAGAGAGGAUGUAUCCGCAUGUCACUGGAUAGUAAACAUGCCAAGUUUUGGCUAAAAGACAACUUAUUCUCCGUCAGUUCUUCCUACGAAUGCAACGUUGAGCUGCAAUCACCUCAACAACCGGAAACAACAGUCUGAGCGGACCAAUCACAGUCCAUUCCCUCUACAUCACACGCGUUGAUGCGACGCGAAGUCAGAAAAUUCCGAAGGAGCAAGAGAUGCUACGGCGCAGGGUCGUAAAUCCGGUCUUCCUUAAAGCCACAUAAAUGUCGUAUGUCGGGUUGUCGUAAACCGAGGAAUCCCUUGUGAGGCACAGAGUUGUGAUGUUCCAUGCUUCUCUCUGACUGGUCAAAAUGUGUACCUCAAAUACAUAAUUUCAUGAAGUCCACACGAUUGACUGACAGGCAAUUAAUAUCUUCCUUUUUUAAACCUAUGUUAAUCCAUUAAUUCUUUAGAAGAGUGAAGUUAAAUUGUGGUUGGGUGAAUGUUCAUCUUCUUUUACCUUUUUUUAUUAUGUUUCUUACAAUUGAUCCACUUCAUCUCUCGGGUUUUGCCUGUCAAACAAGCUUCAGGGAGAAUUAAUUUCUGAACCACAAUAAACCCGGAAAAGGAGAGCGGAAGGUUAGCUCUGUUGUUAAACAGAAGUGUGUUAUGGAAUACCCAAAGUUAACUUAAUUAUAGCUACUUAGUAACGUGUUGGCUUUUUACUGACGGAAAUUUGGUCUCGGUUUACUUCGUUUAAUAGUCGUUGUUGAAACAAAAUCCAAAACUCCGAAUACGAUUUUUAGCACAAGGAAAUAUGGUUUCCGAAAUGUCUGAAUACAACUAAAUCGAAGACCACUUCCAAUCCAUCUUCUAAUGAUUGAUUGCAAAAUGCGCCAAAGCUGCCAUUCCUUUCAGGUAAGUUUGGGUACAUCAUUCGGCAGCCGACAAGGCAAAGUAUAGAACUUCCGGGUUACUCGUUGCUGAGCUUUCUGAACUUAAUAUCUACAUAACCUGUUAUGUUAAUAUACUCCUCUGUCAAGUUCAGUGAGUUCAUCACCACCCGUCCUGUUUGCUUUCGUGAUGUUUUUCCUGCCCUCAGCUUGCCUGUGUUCUCUGUGAAAUGAGCUGACUCUGGAUAAGUGCUUCUAGCAACCAAACACAAUGGCCAGAAUAUCCUGGUAUCAAGAGAAGAUUGGAGCCUAUGACCAACAAAUCUGGGAGAAGUCUCUGGAGCAGGCAAAUUUAAAUGGUUUGGACAGCAAGCCCAAAAAGACCGGCCACAUCAAGAACGAUCUCAUCGACGUCGACUUAGUUCGAGGUUCCACUUUCAGCAAAGCUAAACCGCAGAGUCCCUGGACAGCGUUGACUCGCAAGGGUUUGGUCCGUGUGCUGCUUUUCCCCUUCUUUUUCUCAUGGUGGAUCCAGGUCACCUCCAAGCCCAUCUCCUCAUGCAUUCUACUGCUCUACUUCAUGCAAGUGGCUGCCGUGAUACUCUAUGUGGAGGUCCCCGGGGCAAGUGCCAGCGAGGUAUUCGGGCCGUUGUGUUUAAUGCUGCUACUGGGAACUGUGCACUGCCAAAUUGUGUCCACCGAGUGCAGCCGCUGGCCCUCGGGCGAACCGUCUGCUGGCGACGGCAUCAGCGGAAGCAGUCCCGCUCGCAGGAGGAGGCCUAGGAAGGGAAGGGGGCAGAAGAAAUUGGAUGAGAAGAAUGAAAGAGAGGACAAAGAGCCGCAACUGCCAUUGCCGUUAGAGGAAGUUCAGCCAGCGAUGAAAAUGGGCAAAGGAAAGUCGAGCUUCGGCGCAUCAGAUGAACUCUCGAGUGAGGAAGAGGGUGGUGUGCAACAGGUGGAGGGGAUUCCCGCGGACCCCUGGCUGCCAUCUGCACUGCCAUCUUCUGUGCGGAACAGAAAGACCGCCACCAAAGCUGCUGUCAGGGCUCCGGAAAUAGCCGGGGCGUUCAGGAUAAAGCCGCGAGAAGUGGAGCGCUUACGGCCGAGCGGGGGCUCCCGACCGGCCUCCGACACUGAUGAAACCAUGUGGGAGGAACUCCUCCAGGACCCCGACUCUGCCUCCACGGGGAGCAGUGACAGCGAGGACAACGGGAGGUUCGCCAGCGGCCUUGCACUUAAGCAGAACAUCACGCUGAGCAGUGACGACGAGAGUCUGAAACAAGGCAUCGCAGGGCACCAACUAUCCUGGCUUCAGGCAUGCCACCCUUCCAGGGACAGAGUCAGCGCCAUCAUAUGGGAGCAUGGCGAGUGUAAGAAAGCAGACAUGUCUGUUCUGGAGAUCAGCGGGAUUAUCCUCACUCGGGUGAAACUUGCAGAGCAGGGUGUGGGCUACCUGGUGUUCGGUGGGCUGGUAACGGCCACGUUGGCGCUCCUUCCCUUCGCCUUCCGCCUGGUGCAGCGUCUGAGCAUGUCCAACCCCGGAUCGCCCUCGGCGGCUGAGUUUCUGGAGGUUGCCUUUAGCCCAGCCAGUGUGCACGCCUAUGCCUUCUUCUUCAUCACCACUGUGCUCAGAGUGUGCCUAACAGGGCUCUUCUUCUUCAUGAUGUGCGUGGCGGAGAGGACCUAUCAGCAGAGACUUUUAUUCGCCAAACACUUCAGCCACCUGACAUCUGCUCGCAAAGCCAAGAAAUCGGAAAUUCCUCACUUCCGACUGAAGAAGCUCCAAAACAUCAAGAUGUGGCUGUCCCUGCGUUCCUUCCUUAGGAGGCGAGGGCCGCAGCGCUCCGUCGACGUCAUUGUUUCCACCAUCUUCCUCCUUGCCCUUUCCAUCUCAUUCAUCAUCUGUGCACAGCUUUUGCAAAGCCACAAGACCUUCCUGGAUUCGCUGACUAACUGGGAACUGAUGUUGUGGGCCUCCUCGCUCAUCCUCUUUCUUCUUCGACUCGCCACCCUGGGGUCUGAGACCAACUGCAAGUACAGCAACUCCUCAGUGCUGCUUACUGAGCAGAUUAAUUUGUAUCUGAAGAUUGAGAAGAAACCCAACAAGAAGGAGGAGCUCAACAUUGUGAAUAAUGUUUUGAAACUGGCUACGAAAUUGAUGAAGGAACUGGACACGCCGUUCCGCCUUCUCGGCCUGACCGUCAACCCGCUCAUCUACAACAUCACCAGGGUUGUCAUCUUGUCGGCCGUGUCUGCAGUAGUCAGUGACCUGCUGGGUUUCAACAUCAGACUGUGGAAAAUCAAAUCCUAAUGUGAAUGUGGCAACGGGACUUUUUGGCUUUUAAAACGGGGAAAAAGUGCUGCUUUUUGGCCUGUGGGCAACUCGUGCAAAGCUACUGACCGCCUGGUGACGGCUGGCGCUAUGAAGCGUCACUCUUUGGAUCCCUUUUAAUGUGGUCUAACAUAGCUGGGAAAGUGAAAUAUUGUACAGUCUUCUGAGAUCUAAAAAUGCUACAUAAUGCCAGUAAUUUAACACAGGUGCGCCUCUUACUUGGUUUCUAUUUAUUUUAAGUUCUAGCACUUACGUAUUAUUAGACUAUGAUGACCACUAUUUUUCUUUUCCAUUGACGACCACUCUUAUUGAACUAUGCAAGUAGGGAUUGAUUAACCCUUGUGUUAUGGUCAUCUUUUUCCAAGCAAAGCAACAGUGUUGUAAGGUUAAGAUCCCUUGUAAAGUGGGGGUACGCUCAUUGCUCACUUACGGACAUUUUUGAGCAUUCAUUGAACCUGUCUUACUUGCAUGUGAACUGUGGGAGUAUGUGCUAUUAUUGCAAGGGGAUGAGAACAUUUUUGGUGUAGCAAAGAACCACUUCAUUUUUUUGUUUUUCUAAUCUAUAAGGCACAUGUAGACUACAAGCAUUUAUGUUGUCAAAUUGGGACUUUUUGCAAUAACAUUUACUUUGAUAAUUCCUUACUUUUAGAAUGUGGACCAGAUAAAGUUCUUAGGGACUGAUUUAAUAAUCAUUUGUAAAAUAAAAUGUUUCCACUUCA